Molecule: messenger RNA, 620 nt
Organism: Carlito syrichta (Philippine tarsier)
Lineage: Eukaryota; Metazoa; Chordata; Mammalia; Primates; Tarsiidae
Product: cytochrome c oxidase subunit 4 isoform 1, mitochondrial
Exons: 4
Coding region: 16-525 (169 amino acids)
Biological process (GO): mitochondrial electron transport, cytochrome c to oxygen
Source: RefSeq, a predicted model, not a curated record
GUUUUCUCUUUCAGGAUGCUGGCUACCAGGGUAUUUAGCCUUGUUGGGAAGCGAGCACUUUCCACCUCGGUGUGUGUAAGAGCACACGGAAGUGUUGUGAAGAGUGAAGACUAUGCUCUCCCGAGCUACGUGGACCGGCGUGACUACCCCCUGCCCGACGUCGCUCACGUCAAGCACUUGUCUGCCAGCCAGAAGGCCUUGAAGGAGAAGGAGAAGGCAUCCUGGAGUAGCCUCUCCCUGGAUGAGAAAGUCGAGUUGUACCGCAUCCAGUUCAACGAGAGCUUUGCUGAGAUGAACAGGGGCACCAACGAGUGGAAGACGGUGGUGGGCGCUGCCAUGUUCUUCAUUGGCUUCACGGCACUCGUGAUCAUCUGGGAGAAGCACUAUGUGUAUGGCCCCAUCCCACACACCUUCGACAAAGACUGGGUGGCCAUGCAGACCAAGAGGAUGCUGGACAUGAAGGUCAACCCCAUCCAGGGCUUCUCUGCCAAGUGGGACUACGACAAGAACGAGUGGAAGAAGUGAGCCGUGGUCCUGGUCCCGCCUGGCCUGUUCUGUCACUUCCGUGCAGUUCGGCUUAUUUACUGGAACCUGUCAUGUCAAACAGCACCAGUGCUAAU